Messenger RNA from Phascolarctos cinereus (koala), 2060 nucleotides. RefSeq names its product zinc finger protein 69 homolog B-like. NCBI's taxonomy places the organism in Eukaryota, Metazoa, Chordata, Mammalia, Diprotodontia, Phascolarctidae. The record is from RefSeq and is a predicted model, not a curated record. Gene Ontology annotation, biological process: regulation of DNA-templated transcription.
UGGGAAUGCGCGCGCAGCCCCUGUGCGGUUUGUAGGGACUUCUGCUCGGAGGCGCGUCCUUUGUCUGUGAUGAAGAAAAUGAGGCUGCAAGAAGACAUCACAGAACUAAUAAGUGUCACAGUUAGGAUUUGAACCAAUGUCUCCAUUCUCCAGAUCUGGUGUGAUUGCCAGUGCAUCAGGUGACCUUUCAGGGUUCCUCAAUAGAAUGUUUAAGCUUGCAGUCUGAGUGAUUGAGGCCAGCUUUCUUCUAGGGAUGCGGAUUUGAAUUGCAGAUUGAACAUCCCAUCUGGAGAGGAUGCCCCUGAACAAGGAAUCCCUGACAUUCAAAGAUGUGGCAGUGGACUUCACCCAGGAGGAGUGGGGACAACUGGAUCCUGCUCAGAGGAACCUCUAUAGGGAGGUGAUGCUGGAGAACUACAGGAACCUAGUUUUUCUAGGGUAUCCCUUUUCCAAACCCAAUAUGAUCUCCCAGUUGGAGCAAGGGGAGGAGCCAUGGAUCCUGGAAAAAGAAAUCUCAAGGUGCAUUUAUGCAGGUGCAUUAUAUAACCCAAAGAACAUGACCAGGUAUACCUGUUGUGUAAACCAGAUCAGAAAGGCUGUCUUCCACUUAUCCUCAAGCCUAAUUCUAAGAAGGUUGUGGGAAGAGAGAUUCAAGACAAGCACCGUGACACCCCUGCUAUGCCUCCCUUCAUAUUUGAUCCCUCUUAAUAUUCACUCUUUUCUCAUUUCAACAUUUCUUUUACAUCAAAAUAAUUUCUUACCAUGUUACACUGUAACAUAAUAUACUUUCUGCAAGUCAUUGUGAAAUGAACCCUUUCCUUUACACUAGUUGGAAGGAAGAGUCCAAGCCCUCUGUUAUUCCUUAUUAGUAACUCUCAUGACCAAAUCUUGGAGCAAUCUACAGAGUAAAUUGCAUGCUUGCCACCCUUCUGCCUACCCUGACAGGGCUUUAUUUAUGUGCUGUGGCCUUUUUCACCUUUUUAAGGGCUACCUUUCUCAGCUUGCCUUGAAUGGCAUUUAGCAGAUUCCUGUAAAGCUCUAAUGUAAAUAGACAUCGCUCUCACCUCUUCUCUAGGGCUUCAGACUAUGUGGAACUUUAAAAUACCUGAUUGAGGAUUUGGAACUUUAUCCUGGGGACAAGUGGAGGGAAAAGGAUAAGGAUUAGCGUUUUUAAAGCUAGAAAAGACAUGAUGAAAUUAGUAUUGUAGGAUGAUUAAGUUGUUAACUGUAUUCAGGAUGUUAAGGCAGAGGGUUAGAGGUUUAUUAUAACAAUUCAGAAAUUAAAAAAUCCUUUUAUGCUCUGAGAAUCUUUAAUCUAACUCUUAAUCAUACACUAGCAGGUAAGGUUUCCAAGAACAAGGUUGGCUAACUACAUCUUCCCUUCAUAGUUCUAGGGCUACCCUUGUGGGAUUCAGGAUAUUUUUCCAGUGCAAUAAGCUAAGUCUCCCAUUCUUGCGUGCUCUGCAAUUUCAAUUGCCAGAUACAAUUAGUAUCUCCCUUUUAUCAUCAGUAACCUCCAGUCAUUAGCACUUCGGUAUCAUUUACCAGUUAAAGUCAAUUACCUUUUAGAGAGGAAUAUUUACUGAGAAGAUAUGUUAAAAUCAAGUCAAUAGCCGGUAUCUUAUACAUACAAGAUAUAUACUGGGUAAAUUGAAGUUACGCUCAAAAGGAAGGCACUAGCACUGAGGAGAGAUUCAGAAAGGCCUUUCGCAGAAGGUGGGAUUGGAGCCAGGGAAGCCAGGAGGCAGAAGUAAUCAGACAGAGAGCAUGCUGGGAAUAGAUGACAGCCAGUGAAAAGACACAGUCAGGAGAUAAAGUGUCAUGUGCAAGAGCAGCAAGAGAGUAGUGUCACUGGAUGAUACAGUAUGUAGAGGAAAAUAAAGUAUAAGAAUGCUGGAAAGGUGGAAAGGGGCCAGACUUUGAAGGACUUUAAAAGUCAAACACAGUAUUUUACAUUUGAUGCCAGGGCACCAGGGAACCGCUAGAGUUUGUUGAGUAGGUGCGUGACAUGGUCCUAUCUGUACUUUAGGAAGAUCACUUUGAUAGCUGAAUGGAGAAGG